This is a messenger RNA of Ostertagia ostertagi, 489 nucleotides long. NCBI's taxonomy places the organism in Eukaryota, Metazoa, Nematoda, Chromadorea, Rhabditida, Trichostrongylidae. The record is from the annotation of a GenBank genome assembly.
GAUUUCAUCAGCACUCAAAGAGUAUGUGAUCCGAUACCGGAAGAAGGGAAUGAAAGGAAGGCCAAUGCCAUUUCGGACAGUAUACCAGUAUUAGGUGAACCUAUUAUGACUUCGACACAGAGACCCACGUUAUUUCUUUCUCAAGCUGUGCAUGCACGCAGUGAUUUGUUCGGAAGGGAACCCACACAGGAGGUAAAAACUUACCAUUGUGAGAAGGCGUACAAUUACUUCCAUGCAAAACCAACUAAAACAUUCGAUGCCCGAGCAAAGAAAUCGGACAAAGCGCCUUGGUUGGAUCUUCCGACGAAGAAACGUAGUGGCUCCAAAGAAGUCAAACAAUGGGAGCAUGGAAGCAGUACUUCAACCAUGCACGACGAUGAUUCAGUGGCUUCCAAAAGGUCCUUCCGGUCUCUCGUAGCCGCAGAUCGUCGUGCUCCACUCCUAGAGCACAUUCUCGGUGUUCUGAGAAUCCAAUUCUCACAGCUGUUA